Messenger RNA from Balaenoptera acutorostrata (minke whale), 2201 nucleotides. RefSeq names its product RAB7A, member RAS oncogene family (gene RAB7A). The transcript is spliced from 6 exons. NCBI's taxonomy places the organism in Eukaryota, Metazoa, Chordata, Mammalia, Artiodactyla, Balaenopteridae. Gene Ontology annotation, biological process: phagosome-lysosome fusion; endosome to lysosome transport. Gene Ontology annotation, molecular function: GTPase activity; GTP binding. The coding region runs from base 231 to 854 and encodes 207 amino acids. The record is from RefSeq and is a predicted model, not a curated record. Gene Ontology annotation, cellular component: phagocytic vesicle; late endosome; lysosome.
UUCCGCUCGGGGCGGCGGCGGUGGCGGAAGUGGGAGCGGAGCCGGAGUCUUGGCCAUAAAGCCCGAGGCGGCGGCGGCGGCGGCGGCGUUGGAAGCUAGGACAGGCCGAGGAGCCCGCCGGAAUCGGAGCUUGGAGUUUCUUUCGCUCCCGUCGUCCUCUCGUCUUCUCCUCGGCGGAGCCCUCGCGACGCGCCCGGCCCGGAGCCCAGCGGAGCGGCCGCGCUUGAAGGAUGACCUCGAGGAAGAAAGUGCUGCUGAAGGUCAUCAUCCUGGGGGACUCUGGAGUCGGUAAGACAUCACUCAUGAACCAGUAUGUGAACAAGAAAUUCAGUAAUCAGUACAAAGCCACAAUAGGAGCAGACUUUCUGACAAAGGAGGUGAUGGUGGAUGACAGACUAGUUACAAUGCAGAUCUGGGACACGGCCGGACAGGAGAGGUUCCAGUCUCUGGGUGUGGCCUUCUACAGAGGCGCAGACUGCUGCGUCCUGGUGUUCGACGUGACUGCCCCCAACACGUUCAAGACCCUCGACAGCUGGAGAGACGAGUUCCUCAUCCAGGCCAGCCCCCGGGACCCGGAGAGCUUCCCCUUCGUCGUGCUGGGGAACAAGAUUGACCUCGAAAACAGACAGGUGGCCACAAAGCGGGCACAGGCCUGGUGCUACAGCAAAAACAACAUUCCCUACUUCGAGACCAGCGCCAAGGAGGCCAUCAACGUGGAGCAGGCCUUCCAGACGAUUGCCCGGAACGCGCUGAAGCAGGAAACGGAGGUGGAGCUGUACAAUGAAUUCCCUGAGCCCAUCAAACUGGACAAGAACGACCGGGCCAAGGCCUCGGCGGAAAGCUGCAGCUGCUGAAGUGGCAGAGAGCAGAGCACAGAGUCCUUCGCGAUCCAAGAACACACGUAGGCCUUCCACCAUGAGCCCCUCUCCUCUCCACACCAACAGUCAUCUCUCACAUCCAGCUGCCAAAAGAACCCCCAAACACAGUCUCCCCUGCACACACACACACACACACCCCUGACACAGACUCACUCCACAGCCCAGGCCUGUGACGGCUCCAUCGGGGUCCCUGCGUCAGCCCUCAGAUGGCAGCAGGACGGGCCGGCUGCAGAAAUCGUUCCGGUUUGGAGUCGGCCUCGGAGGCUGCUUCUUUUUGUCCACUGGAGAGAGAGAACUGUUUACAGUCAACCCGUGUCUAAUUAGUUCUGGUUUUUUUAACUGUCUUGUGGUCUUUUUACCCCCCCCACCCCCGUGAAGGCUACCACUUGGGAAGGCGGGUGCCCUGCGCUUCAUUACAGGCUCACACCCAGUCUGAUAAGGCUGAGUUUUGUAUGUAUCUGUUAAUGCUUGUUACUUUUAACUAAUCAGACCUUUUUACAGUAUCCAUUUAUUAUGUAAUGCUUCUUAGAAAAGAAUCUUAUAGUACAUGUUAAUAUAUGCAACCAAUUAAAAGUGUAUAAAUUAGUGUAAGAAAUUCUUGGAUUACGUGUUUAAGUCCUGUGAUGCAGGCGUAGAGAUGGAGGGUUGAAGCCUGUCUGGAUCACAGAGUGUUCAGCCACUCAGAUUGCAGAAAUCCAGCUGGAGGCAGUAUUCUGUACAGUAGACACGAGAAUCAUGUACGCCUGGAGGCAGUAUUCUGUACAGUAGACACGAGAAUCAUGUACGCCUUUUAAUCAAAGACUUAGGAGCCAAAAAGCUUUUCAUCUCUCCAGGGGGAAAACUGUCUAGUUCCCUUCUGUAUCUAAAUUUUUCCAAGAGGUUGAUUUGCAUAAUACCAUGGUGUGUGCAGUGGAGAAACGGCUGUUUCAGAAAUAUAAAACUCUGAUUUUUCUUUUUUUUUCCUCUGCUCCACACUUGGAAACUCCCCUAUUAGAUCAGCAUCCACGUACAAGAGGGAAAGGAAAAGGAAAAUCCUACCAGACCUGUCCUAGUGACUUUACCUUUGUCCUGGAAGGCGCUCCUUUCGGGGCUGUGGCAUCCUUAGGUGAGCAGACCUCCUCUCCUUCUUGCCAGUACAACCCGCCAUGCCUUCCCCGUGUCCUGGGUGUGAAGCCAGGCAGCUGUGCCCCAGGACCUGCCCGCAUUGUAGCUUGCUUCUCAGAGCACCUCCCUCUCUCCAGAGGCCUGCAUUCUAGGGUGUGGGCCGAGUUCUUCUGUAAAGAGAUGAACGUGAUGCCAAUAAAAUGUAACAAGAACAAAGAC